CACUCAACGUUGCCUCGGCGGAUUUUUGUGUGCGCGCGGUGGUGGUGUCGUGUUCGUUGGGCGCUGCGCGACUGUCCCGGCCGUACUGCCGGUGGGCUUCGUUUACAGCCCCAAGGAGCGUUCCCCCCACCCUCGCGACGCCGUCUGGGAAAGUCUGCGGAAUCCGUGCGGGCCAUCUGGAGCCGAGUCGGCCGAAUAGCAGACCCCGAGCCCCUCCAGACUGACCGAGAACGGCUGCAAACAUGGAGCCUGGCGCUGUCCGGAGAGUCGCGACACUCUCCGUGUGGACCGCUACUUGGUCGGAAAACGUCGUCGUCGGACUACUCGUCACCAUGUUUCGCUGAUCUGAAAGAGUGUGCCGAGGAUCUUUGGUGAGCGCGGGGAAAGAAGUUGCACGCCCGGUCGUUGUGGUCGAAGGAACUGGCCCGCUAACGAUGCGGACGAGCGGAGCUGGGAGCGCUCGCUGACGCCGGCCGAUUAGGCGGCUCCGGACGCGACGGUGGCCCGGGGCUGAAGACCGGGAAACAUGCGGAAGAACUGCCUGGCACGUGCCCUGUACGACAACAUCGCCGAGUCCCCCGAGGAGCUGGCCUUCCGCAAGAACGAUGUGCUCACGGUGCUGGAGCAGAACCCGGGCGACCUGGAAGGCUGGUGGCUGUGUGCCCUGCGGGGCCGCCAGGGACUGGCACCGGGCAACCGGCUGCGCCUCAUGCCCGGCAUGUACGACCCAACUGGCCUGGGCUACGCUACGGGCACGGCAGCUCCGGGGGGGCACGCCGACGCGUCCCUGCUGUCGGCAGUGCCGCCUGCGGCCGCUCCUAGCACCUACCCGGGGCCCGGACAGAGGCAUGCCAGGCGCCGCUCGUGGAGGGUGGAUGCCAACAAGGUCGUGACGCCCAACAAGAUUGGGGAUGUGUACCUCUACGACGUUCCAGCAGGUGCCAAGAUUCCGGAAGAAUACGACGUGCCAGCCCAUUCCACUCUACCAAGGCCAGUCACCCAUGUGCAUGCUGACACUGUCAUUCCAGCCCCUCAAGAAGGAAGAAAGCCCCUCCCGGCAACGCAGGGCAUGGCGUACGAUGAACCGCGGCCCUUCACAUUAUCCUAUGACACACCACGCUCUUCUCUCAACUCCCACGGGGACGUGACACUAUCCGUUGCACCAGGCGCGGAGUGGUACGACGUGCCCAGGCCCCAGGCUGAUUACGACGUGCCCAGUUCGGAGCCUGUUGGUGCCUAUGCCACGCCACCGCCACCCCGGGGGAUAGCCAAGGUCGCCAGUUCUACGUAUGAUGUGCCCGUGGACAGUGGCACCCUGCGAUGCGUGGCGGCGACGACUUACGAUGUCCCGGUGUCCGGACGCUCCAGUGGCGUGUCGCUCCUGUCGACAAGCUCAUCGUCGGCGGGGGUCUCUCCGGCAAGCAGUCAGUCGAGUUUGAACACGUCGCUGUCCUUGUCCAGUCUGUGUGGCUCGAACAGGUCAAGUCUGGAACAGGGCCACGAGGCGUACGACAUCCCGGUCAGCGGUCCUCGACGUGUGGCCGACACCUGCCCCAACGUUGUCCCUUCUCGCGGUGGCCUGGGCACCGUACCCCCACCCCCUGGCCACAGCACCACACUCCUGCAGUUUUAUGACGUGCCGACCAACAAUGCUCCUGCCCCUUACUACGACACGCCCCCCAAGCGGGGUCCUAUCACUCAGGGGCCGUGCAUGGACGGCGUCUACGACGUGCCACCUCAGGUUACACGUGACGCCCCGCUGCCACUUGUCAUGGACGAAACUGAUUCGAAGCGGCAUUCAUCAUCGAGCAGCGACUCGCGUGGCUCCCGGGACUAUGAGGCGGUGGGAGAGCUAAGAGAGCUGCACUUGGAACGGGAUGCAGCACUGGAGAUGCUGGUCAAAGUGCAGCAGGAAGUGAGCAGUGCCAUCAGCAAGCUCUUUUCGCUCACCCACUCGACACUCAAGCGACAGGAAAGCGCCACCAACGAGAGCCGUCUUUACGACCUCAAGACCAGCUGCCACAAAUUGCGUACGUCACUGCGCGAGUUCCUCAACUUUGCCCAGGGGGCUCUGGCCAAUGCCGCCCAUUUGGAAGACCGCAAAUUGUGCCAAAAGCUAGCGAGACUGGCCAAACCGCUCGUCGACUCGUACCAGGUGGUGGUGACCACCACACAGGCGCUUGACGACAAGGGCUGGCAGAUCAGCGCCACCCGAGACACCUCGGCUGGCCCCGACGAGCUUGACCAGCUCAUUGCGUGCGCUCGCGGCCUCACCGAAGACAUCCAGCAGAUUGCGUCUACUAUACAGGGAAACUCGACACUCAUCUUCAAGAAGUCGCCGCUCAUCAGUGAGUCCGGGAGACCGAUGCAGGAGAGGCCGCUGCCUGUGCCACCGAAGCGAGACGACGACCAGUGGGCCAGCGACUACGACUACGUCAACCUCGAGUCCAAGGCUUCGGUCGAGAGGGAAAACGAGGAAAUCAAGGCUGCCCUGCCGGCAGAGCUGGGACUUUCUUUCGACAAGCUGCUGCAGCAGUCUCAACUCAUUGUCGAAGGCGUGGUUCAGGAACCACCGACGCUCUCAUGCGCGGCCAGCUUGGACCAGAACGACUUGCAGAUUCUCAAUUUCUACGGGGCUCAGAUUGACACCCACAUCCUGUUUCUGACCAGUGCCAUCGACGCUUUCCUGGCCACCAUCGAGAACAACCAGCCGCCCAAGGUGUUCAUCGGCCACAGCAAGUUUGUGGUGAUCAGCGCUCACAAGCUGGUGUACAUGGGGGACACAGUAUAUCGCAACGUCCUCAACGCCGACGUCCGAGCGCAGGUACUGCAGUGCUCGAGCAACCUGUGCGAAGCCCUCAAGGGUCUCAUCAGCAGCACCAAGAAGGCGGCUCUGCAGUUCCCGUCCGUGGCGGCUGUCCAAGAAAUGGUGGACAGCAUUGUGGACGUCUCGCACCUGGCCAACGACCUCAAGGUGUCCGUCACGCAGGCCACGAGAUAACCAUCUUGCCUGUUGUGACGGAUGAAAGUCACAUCUACCUGCUGCGUCACUUGCUUGGCCGUCGAACAAGAGGCUCUCUUCCAGGAGCACAGGACAUUGAAUGGGCAUCGGGCUGGUCUCUUGGAAGGUUUCUCAAGGGGGCAGCGCACUAACGAAUUCUCCGGAAUGGUAUCGACAGAGACCGCAUCUGGUAUGCGGCAUAGAGAGCAAUAGGUUUUUCUGAUCGUUGGUAGGAAUAUGAAGCGAUUAUGAGUACAGGGUAAGGGUCGAAGGGUAGGUGCACUGCCAGAUUUGCAUUCACUUUACUAUUGUCUUUUUCUCGCUAUAUUGAGCCCUAUUCAACUUACCCCCAUUAAGUUGCAGUUUUUAGUGUAAUAUUGCAUGUGUGCCUUUGCAAUGAAGUCCUUUUUUUCCCAUGGAGUUCUGACAGGCAUUGUUUCGGCAUAAGAAUGCACUUAUUUGAGUUGUUAGAGGCAAACAGAUAUUGUUUUACGCAAAGCUGACUGCGCAUUAAGUUGCAUUGUUACACAUUUUCCGCGCAAGAUAAAACUGGGAUUUUUUUUUGUGUGGGUUUCUCACAUCCAAUGAUUCUGUAUCUAAAUAUGCUUGUAAUUGAAUUCAGAGUGCAUGUAUAUCGUCUGCAAUGGUGUUUGAGUGGUAGUCUAUUUAGUAUCUCAAAUCAAAGAUUGUAGACAAAAGGGAUGUGCUCACAGCGCAUGAAUGGUAAUGAUUCAAUGUGUUGUUCAACCCCCGAGAAAGUGGCAAUUUAUGAUUUUUGCUUUGGCAGAAUAUGGCUGCUAAGGCAGGGCUACAAUGCACCAAGCAUCUCUCGUUGCACAUGCCAAACAUGGGUGUCGGCAGGAUCCAUUUUAGGGAGCGGGGUGCAAUCUGGGCUUUAGUGUUCAAGUGAACACAAAUUGAAUGCUAAUCCCUAGAGUUUACAGCCUGUUAUGUAUUGAACUCUGCAAGAAACCAAGUUUUAGACUACAAUUCAAUUACUUUUUUUAAAAGGAAAAUAACGAGUAUAGUUAUUCAGGUCCGGUUACGAGAACAUCAUCUAAACCCAAUAAAAAAACUAGGGCACUUUGCCUAAAAAUGAAGCUGGUAAGAUCACAUUUCAAACUUAUUCUACCCUUUAGUUUACUGUGGAGUGAGCACGAGCUCCUAACUUUAGAAUGGGGUCCCAUUGCAGGAGGAAUGACCCACUGUAUCUCUCCUGUGUUCCUGGUGCCUCAGCCUUUGUAGAUUGGAAGCCUCCAGACUGUGGUCUAAGGAAGUUCCAUUUCUUUUCCUAAGCAUGGAGUAGCUGGCACCGUUUCUAAGGCCACCAAACUCUCCAGAACCCUAAUUUAUUCUUUUUUUUUUUUAAAUCCUACUUCCUUUGUUGGUUAAAUCUAAGGGAAGAAGUUUCCCCUCAGCUGAAUGUACCAACUUCCGUGUCAAGUUCCCAAGUGAAUAUUUUUAGAUUUCAGCAUGUGCACAACCUUAAUGCUUUGCAAUAGCUGCUCUAAAAUAGGUGCCUUCGUGAAAGAACAUGACCGAUUGUUGUAGAUCCCACAAGGAAUAUUGGUGCGAAGGUCAAACUGGGGGGUAGUGAACCUUUUGCAGAAAUACCAGUUCGAGAGUAAAUGUAUUUGGUACACUCGCUCUCUUCCUUCCAUCUCGUCGAGCAGAGGGGGAAGGUGGUUUCGUUGUACAAACUUUGGGGCCGAAGAUAACCCUCAAUGGGGACAAAGGCGAAGUUUGGGGGAGCCGUACCUAGGUCAUGGCAGAUCAAUGGGGAAACAGGAUGUAGCCGAUAUUUUGGGUGUCGAACAGCCUUGAACCCAGUUGCGUGUCUAGGUGGCAGCACACAUUUGGAACAAGGUGGGUCAGAUGUUUACCCAAGGAUUAAGAACUGGAUUUUAGUAGUGUCGUAACAGGAGGGGGAGGGGAGAGAAAAUGCCUCCUGCUAGACAUUUUAGGCAUAUGCAGUAAAUAAGGAAAGGAAAGAUAAAUCUCCUUUUCCCCCGCUGGGUUCUUUGCGUCAUCUACCUCCAUCAGCGUGGGGCACAGAUUGGAUACGAGUGCUGCGUCGGUUUUUGGCUGGUGUUCAUGUUCAACCGGUGCUUUAGGUUGAACACAAGCCCCAGUCGAAGGCUGCAUCAGAAACAACCAAGUUAUCCAGUGAACCCUUAGGAGCGUGACUGUUCGAUCUCCUGCCCAACAGUCAUAACUUCAAAAACCUGAGCGAGGAACACAUGGAAAAGGGGACAAACACACCUCUUUUCUGUGUGUUCCUCAGUCGUGUUUUUGUCACUAUGAAGUAACCAGUUAGCUUGUUUUUUUUUUUUUUUUUUUUUUUAAGUACCACUACAAAGAAUAGCCUUUGAGACUUCCAAAGUGAUUCAAAAUGUCUGGGAUAAGUAGGCUGUAUAGAUACUUAGCUAAGACAGCCUGCUCACUGAAUUUGCAAUUGUGAACUUUGCACAUUUUCUCCCUUUCCUACCUUCCCUACUUUAACAGUCGGCCAGAAGUAUGUGCGGGGCAUGACGAGUCCUUGCGCAUAGGCUCCUCAGACUUGCUGACAAACCACUGUACCCAAACCGGUUGGCUAGUGGGAAGUCUUUUUGGUACCCUCCUGCUGACACCCAUGGUGCCAAAGAAUGUGCAUCUCGUGUUGAACAGUUUGAAAAUUCACUUGUUUCGUGUUGUCCGUUUAGUAUGCCGACAGUGCAGCCCACAAGCACCUGAGCGGUGCACAGGAUGGGUGGUGCCAUGAUCUGAAAUAAUUUUUUCUUCUCUCAAAUAUUCGCUCGUUCUCGACGAUUCUUUUGAGGAGAAAUCACCGACAUGGACUGCUUACUACAUUUCUAGCGGUCAUGCUUUGCAUUGCCUCUUGGUGGCAGCGCUUUCAAUUUGAUGGCGACUCGUUAUGACGACUAGAGGAAUCAAUAUCUUGGUUAAAUGUGCUGUCAUACUUUGGCCAAAGGAGGUAGGAAUGUGAGACAACCAGUCUUCUUUUGCACUCUGCACUAUGUCGUGGCAAUAAUUGAACUGCAUGCCUUUUGCUUUUUUGGUUGAUUGCUGUCAAAGAACUGAGGGAACAGUGGUAGCACAUUCAUGUUUCUUUUGAUAGUAACAGUAAUCCAAGAUGGGUAACAUCAUAUCUGAUUGAAGUUUUGCUGGUCUUCCUUGGCCAUGGCCUCCAUUGCUUUGCAAUGUGGACUGUCAAAUUUAGCUUUUCACCAUCUCAAUUGCGCCAUUUUUGUGUAAAGUUAGUCUGUUUCAGAUACUUGUGUUGCAUGUACGAGUGUGUAGAAAGUUGGCAUAUUUGACUGUUUUUAUCGGCAUGAGUUGAAUCGUUUUUAUACGCGAGAGAAUGGAUGGUCAUAGGCUCCGUUGGAGUUGUGGAGUCGAGCAGUUCCGACAAUGUGCACGAAACGUGGGAAAGUAUUACAGGAGAUUACGGACAAACACGCGUGUAUAUAGACCAGGGAGUGUGUGCCAGCUGCAAAGUUUCUGUUGCAAAGCCGUGUGUAUCUUCCACCAAGUGGCCUAGCUCAUGUAAGCCAUUUGUUACUGUAUUCAUACUCCAAGUUUGAUCCCUUUUACAAGCUUCCAUACCUUCUGUGAACAGCAAACUUUCUCUGCAGCAACAAAUACAGGUACCACAAGACACUGCUUUGCAGUCCAAGUAAACUAUGAGAAGUGCUAAAAGCACUGUGUAUAAAGUGAGGGCACACACUGCUGUUGUACUGAUUCACAGUUGUGUCGAUACUGUUUUUUUCCCCUCAGUUUACAGUGGUAGGUUUUAGCACUUUACAAGCUCCGUUUUUGUCCAAGCUGUUAACAAACAUUUAAUUUAGACAAGCCUUAAAACUUUCUGCAGCCCGGCAAAAAAAAAAAAAAAAAGCAUUCCUAGUCAAAAAUAGGGAUUUGAUCUCAGUGCAAUUUGAGUGGACAAGUGUUUUGUGCAAUUAAUGUUUGUUUCGACUACUCUCUACUAAUGGGAUAUUUCCUUUAAACUAAAUGGCUGCUCCGGCGAUGAAACUUUCACAUUUCGGCUUCCACUUGACUGGUGAAAUUUUUCAGAUAUAAAUCCCAAUAUAUAUUUAUUGAAUUUACUUGUUACAGCCAUCAAAUUACCCUCAGUCAUUGUUUGUUCACGGCCCAUUUUAAGUCACUUUGUGGAAUGACGAGUUUUACUUCCUUCGAAGUGUACUGCUGCCAGCUUAGACAGAGGUCACUACUGAGAUGAUAACCUAAUUUAAUCCGAGCUUCUGCUUUCAUAUAUAGAAUAAGUAAAAAUUUAAAUUUAUAGAAGAGGCUUCCCAGUUAAGUUGAGCAUCAAUGUUUGCUUACAUUGAUGGUCCUUGCUUAAUGCAUAUUCCCUUUUUCUACUGAAGGAGUACUACAAGAUGUAAAUUGUGUACUGUAAUAUCCUCACGCGAUGCGAUGAAAACUUAUCUCAAUGAACGCAAAGGUUGUAAUAAUCGUCGUUUUCAAUAAAUGGUCGUUUUGUACAUUAUUACAAACGGAUAUUGUACAUAUAUAUAAUAAAAUUGUACUCGGUCUCUA
This is a messenger RNA of Ixodes scapularis (black-legged tick), 7561 nucleotides long. It is a transcript of the gene p130CAS, whose product is annotated as breast cancer anti-estrogen resistance protein 1. The record is from RefSeq and is a predicted model, not a curated record. Gene Ontology annotation, molecular function: protein binding. Lineage: Eukaryota; Metazoa; Arthropoda; Arachnida; Ixodida; Ixodidae. The transcript has 7 exons. The coding region runs from base 527 to 3001 and encodes 824 amino acids. Gene Ontology annotation, biological process: cell migration; cell surface receptor protein tyrosine kinase signaling pathway. Gene Ontology annotation, cellular component: plasma membrane; cytoplasm.